UUUAUGUCAGCAUGUUUCCGUCAGUGCUCAUUUGCAGGUAGCACCGCCUCACCGGAAGUGGGCUGUCACUCUCGCCUGUGUCCUUUAGCCAGCUUGUAGUGCAUCUUGUGGGGAUAAAGAUGCUUAAUGUGUGAAUUUUAAAGGCAUUUUCCAGGCCGCUGUAGACGACAGCACAAUGUUGCGUGUUGGCACUAAAGUCAAAUGCAUGGCGUGCAGGAUUGUGGUCCCCAGCAGGACGGGCCUCAGGUUCUGGGUCCCCCUUCAGAAGCUGCAUCCGCUGUACCGGACCAUCCACCACCGUUACCAUGGCAACAGCAACUCUCAGCGACCUCCUCAUCGUUGCUUCACCUCCCUGUCACGUUUGCCCGCGAGGCCCCCGAGGGCCCGGGGCCAGCAUCAUCAGCAGCAGCGUGACUUCUGGGUGGGCCGACUGGCUGCCAAGCUGCUGAAGCUGCGCUACAUCGUGCUGGGCAGCGCCGUGGGAGGAGGCUACACCGCCAAGAAGACCUACGACCAGUGGAAGGACCUCAUGCCUGACUUCAGCCAGUACGACUGGAUGCUUCCGGACUUCUUGUGGGAACUCAGUGAACAACUAGACCUGGAGAAAGUGGUCAAAGCGCUACCAGAGAUGGAGGAACUAGCCAAACUACUUCCUGACUUUGAGAAGAUAGGAGAGAACUUCACUUUCCUCAAAAGCCUCCUGACCUCUGGUUUGAGUUUGGGUAGUGAAGUCAAAGGAGCUUCUGGUCUGUACCUGUUGUUAGAACCUUCUGGGGAUGCUCCACUCAAAGCUACAGACUCCUCCACUGCAGCCUCACAGGAUGACAAGCAGUACAAGAAGGGUCUGCUCGGCGAGCUCAUUCUUAUUCAGCAGCAGAUCCAGCAGCACGAGGAGGAAGUCCGGCGGGCGGCCGCAGCCAAUUAUACGCCUCCCAACCCGCCAGAACCUGCGCCUCCGAACCCCGGCCCCCCUCAUCACACACGCAAGUCGUCCGAUAAGGAAAAAGUGGAUCAGCUCCAAGAGGAACUGCUCCGUACUCAGCUGAAGUACCAGCGCAUGUUGGAGAGACUGGAGAAGGAGAACAAGGAGUUGAGGAAAGUGGUUCUGCAAAAAGACGAUAAAGGAAUCCACCAAAGAAAAGUCAAGAAGUCUCUCAUCGACAUGUACUCUGAAGUCUUGGACAUCCUGUCUGACUACGACGCCAACUACAACACCCAGGACCAUCUCCCCAGGGUGGUGGUGGUGGGUGACCAGAGUGCUGGUAAGACCAGUGUGCUGGAGAUGAUCGCGCAGGCCAGGAUCUUCCCCAGAGGCUCUGGAGAGAUGAUGACACGUUCUCCUGUUAAGGUGACGCUGAGUGAGGGUCCCCACCAUGUGGCCUUGUUCAAGGACAGCGGGCGGGAGUUCGACUUGACCAAGGAGGAAGACCUGGCUGCUCUCAGGCACGAGAUCGAGCUGCGGAUGAGGAAGAGCGUGAGGGAGGGACAGACCGUCAGUUCUGAGACCAUAUCCUUGAGUGUCAAAGGACCCGGCAUCCAGAGAAUGGUUCUUGUUGAUCUGCCAGGUGUCAUCAGUACGGUGACUGCAGGCAUGGCAUUGGACACCAAGGAGACCAUCUUCAGCAUCAGCAAGGCCUACAUGCAGAACCCCAAUGCCAUCAUCCUGUGCAUACAAGACGGCAGCGUGGAUGCAGAGCGCAGCAUUGUCACUGACUUGGUCAGUCAGAUGGACCCCCACGGCAAGAGGACCAUCUUUGUGUUGACCAAAGUGGACCUGGCUGAGAAGAACCUGGCCAGCCCGAGCAGAAUUCAGCAGAUCGUUGAGGGCAAGUUGUUUCCCAUGAAGGCGCUGGGUUACUUUGCAGUAGUGACAGGAAAAGGGAGCCCCGGGGAGAGCAUUGACUCCAUUAAGGACUACGAGGAGGACUUCUUCCAGAACUCCAGAUUGCUGCGGGACGGAAUGCUGAAGGCCCACCAGGUCACCACCAAGAACUUGAGUCUGGCCGUCUCAGACUGCUUCUGGAAGAUGGUGCGGGAGUCUGUUGAGCAGCAGGCCGACGUCUUCAAAGCAUCCCGCUUCAACCUGGAGACGGAGUGGAAGAACAACUACCCUCGCCUGAGAGAACUGGACCGGAAUGAACUUUAUGAAAAGGCAAAGAAUGAAAUAUUGGAUGAAGUCAUUAGCUUGAGUCAAGUGACCCCGCAGCACUGGGAAGCCAUCCUGCAGAAGAAGCUGUGGGAGCGUGUGUCCACACACGUGAUUGAGAACAUCUACCUGCCCGCUGCACAAACCAGCGACUCUGGGACCUUCAACACCACCGUGGACAUCAAACUCAAGCAGUGGACUGACAAGCAGCUGCCACACAAAGCUCUGGAGGUGGCCUGGGAGACCCUGCAGGAGGAGUUUGCUGGCUUCAUAGCGGAGUACAAAGGCAAAGACCAGGAUGACAUUUUUGACAAGCUGAAGGAGGCGGUGAAGGACGAGAGCAUCAAGAGGCACAAGUGGAACGAGGGGGCCAAGGACAGCCUGCGAGUCAUCCAGCACAACGCUCUAGAAGACCGCUCCAUCACAGACAAACCUCAGUGGGACGCUGCCAUCCAGUUCAUGGAGGAGACCCUGCAGUCCCGCCUGAGAGACACUGAAACCGUCAUCGCUGACAUGGUGGGGCCAGACUGGAAGCAGAGGUGGAUGUACUGGAAGAACCGAACACCCGACCAGCACAUACGGAAUGAAACCAAAACUGAGCUGGAGCGUCUGCUGAAGCUGCAUGACGAGCACACGGCCUACCUGGCCAACGAUGAGGUCACCACAGUCAGGAAGAACCUGGAAGGACGAUCGGUGGAAGUGGACCCCAUGCUGAUCAAAGACACCUGGCACCAGCUUUACAGACGCCACUUCCUGCAGAAGGCGCUGUCCCACUGCAGCCUGUGCAAGCGUGGCUUCUACUACUACCAGAGACACUUUGUGGACUCUGAGCUGGAGUGCAACGACGUGGUUCUCUUCUGGAGGAUCCAGAGGAUGCUGCUCAUCACCGCCAACACACUCCGACAGCAGCUCACUAACACGGAAGUGCGCCGGCUGGAGAAGAACGUGAAGGAGGUGCUGGAUGACUUUGGAGAAGACACGGAGCAGAAGUGUCACCUGAUCACGGGUCGCAGAGUCCAGCUGGCGGAGGAUCUCAAGAAAGUACGCGAGAUCCAGGAGAAGUUAGAAGCCUUCAUAGAAGCCCUCCACAAGGAGAAAUAAAAGAAGCAGAAGUCUUCAUUUUGCACUGAAUGACAAAAGUAGACAUGUGACUUUUCCCAAUAUUGUUGAAAACACACUCGACCUGCUCACAGACCCAGGGAAGGAUGAAAACAUGUUUACAGACUUUCUCUUGGAGGACACUUUGGUUUUGGGGGGGGGGGGAACUGUCAUGUCCCCUACAACGCAGAAGAAAAACUUCACGCAUGUUUAGUUGCACUCACAAUCCAAAAUUACCCAUCAAAUCUUUGGGAUUAUUUCAUUGUCGGCAAAGUGAGACACGUUUAUGUCGACAUGGACUAGAAAGGGCCCGCUUAAGUUGACAUAAGUGGUGUACAGCAAAACCCUGUCCGUUAAUGUUGCUGUGAUGGUAAUCAGCGGUGAGUAACUCCCCCCUCAGAUUGUUGCCCAUUCUGUCGACACCUCUGGUGAAAGUCUGCCACAGCCGCUCAUGUCAACAUGGAUCUGGCAGUUCGUCGACUUAAACGGCUUGCUGUGUAAAUAUUGUUGUCUUUGUGUGUGGCACAUUUUCGCAGGAGACUGGACUGUCAUGUAAAUAUGAUUAUUGGAGCAUCGUUCAUCAGUAAGACUCAUCACGGGGAAGGUGAUCAUGCUCAGUUCUGUUCGUUGAUUCUGUAAAUGUUGGCCAUCCUGCUGAGACAUACAUCCAAUAACUCCAUAUUUCACUACAUGACACAGUCAAACAUCAUAAAUAUGUCCAAUAACUCCAUAUUUCACUACAUGACACAGUCACACAUCACAAACAUAAUCAUAAAUAUGUCAAAUAACUCCAUAUUUCACUACAUGACACAGUCAAGCAUCACAAACAUAAUCAUAAAUAUGUCCAAUAACUCCAUAUUUCACUACAUGACACAGUCAAGCAUCACAAACAUAAUCAUAAAUAUGUCCAAUAACUCCAUAUUUCACUACAUGACACAGUCAAGCAUCACAAACAUAAUCAUAAAUAUGUCCAAUAACUCCAUAUUUCACUACAUGACACAGUCAAGCAUCACAAACAUAAUCAUAAAUAUGUCCAAUAACUCCAUAUUUCACUACAUGACACAGUCACACAUCACAAACAUAAUCAUAAAUAUGUCCAAUAACUCCAUAUUUCACUACAUGACACAGUC
Entelurus aequoreus (snake pipefish) is the source of this 4374-nucleotide messenger RNA. RefSeq names its product OPA1 mitochondrial dynamin like GTPase (gene opa1). Lineage: Eukaryota; Metazoa; Chordata; Actinopteri; Syngnathiformes; Syngnathidae. Gene Ontology annotation, molecular function: GTP binding; GTPase activity; microtubule binding. The coding region runs from base 176 to 3247 and encodes 1023 amino acids. Gene Ontology annotation, biological process: mitochondrial fusion. The transcript is spliced from 31 exons. Gene Ontology annotation, cellular component: cytoplasm; mitochondrial membrane; microtubule. The record is from RefSeq and is a predicted model, not a curated record.